CGACCGUACUCAUCACCAAGUUAAGUACACUAACGUUACAGUGGUUUGAGUGUUGUGGCCAAGAAAUCUAAUGUAGAUGCCUCUAUGAGCCUUCCCUUUGAUCAGGUGGUUUCUCCGCAGGCCUUGAAAGCUGUACUGUGGUAGAUGAAGCAGGUAUUGUAAUUGAUAUGAUGCGCGGUGCCUGACGUGAUAUAGUAGGACACUGCAGAGGUCUCGGUGGGGUUUGGAAACGAUGAUGGCAUAACUUCCAUAGAAAGAAAUGGUUACAUCAUUGUCAAGCACCCGCAACUUCGCCUCCCCGGUAUUAAUGACCAAGAAACUAUAAAAAUUAGGAGCAACUCUUGCUCAAGGUUCAGACACAUCCUACACCCAGCAAAGAACGCAUUUUAGUAGAAGAACACAACUGAAACACCAAGAUGGCUGAACAGAAGACCGAGUACUCCAUGAAGCAUGCCGAUCCGUACAAGGAGGCCAACCUUGACACGACGGUGUCCCUGGAGCAGAAGAUCCAGGACCUCAGUGCCUUCAUGAACGCCUGCAGGUUCGCGAUGAUGACCACCCGCGAUGCCAAGUCCGGGAACUUGGUGUCGAGGUGUAUGGCACUUGCAGCCCAGGAAACUGGUGGGAUCGACCUGCUCUUCCACACAAAUAUCGAGUCUGGCAAGACGGACGAUCUCGCCAGCGACUCGCACAUCAACAUCAGCUUCCUGAACAACUCGGGAGAUUGGGCGAGCAUCAGCGGCACGGCCAAUGUGGUAACGGAUCGGUCUCUCGUCCAGCAGCACUAUAGUCAGCAUCUCAAGGCCUGGUUGGGAGACCUGGGAGAUGGUACCCAUGACGGAGGCCCGAAUGACCCGCGCAUCGGCAUCAUCCGCGUCAAGACAUCCACGGCCCAUUACGCCAUCUCUGGCAAGACCAUGCUUGGGCAGAUGGCACAAGUCGCCCAGGGUGUCAUCACGGGGAAGCCAGCCGCGGUCAAUAAAUUGCGAGAGAUCAGCGAGGAAGAGGUCAAGCAGUGGAGAUCGUCCCAUUAAGAAUUGCUCCGGUUUCCAUCCUGUACGGUUAAGUAGUAGUACGUUCGUUUGGACACUUGCACGGAGGGUCGUUGGAAUCCGGACAUGAACACGUGGAGGUAACACCCAAGCUAGUCCUAG
Messenger RNA from Chaetomium strumarium, 1154 nucleotides. RefSeq lists its product as uncharacterized. Lineage: Eukaryota; Fungi; Ascomycota; Sordariomycetes; Sordariales; Chaetomiaceae. The record is from RefSeq and is a predicted model, not a curated record. The transcript has 2 exons. The coding region runs from base 417 to 1034 and encodes 205 amino acids.